AUUUAAUUAAGUGUUUGUAUAUAUGAAUUUAAUUACUUAGUACAGACUUGUGUGCAAUUAAAGUAAUUUUGACUAUAUCAAUAAAAAUGUUAAAAUAUAUUCCCGUACAUAUGUGUGUAUGUAAUGUUAAACAAAUUAACCUUUGGAUAUUGUGUGUAAAAUGAAAGGAUUUGAAAAACUUAAUUUACUUACCUGCUGCUAAGUGACAUCAUUGAAAGGAAAUAUGCCAUCUAGAAAAACAACGAAACAACAACACAACAAUAAUUUCACAUGUAUUUCACCGAAAUUCAAUAAACUAAUGUUGUCAAAGUUUUCCGACCGUCAGAAUAUUGUUACAGUUACUGUCACUGCUACUUCUCUCGACAAAAAAAUAUUGUUUCAAAUUUAAUUGGUUUUUUUUCUUUUUUUCUUGAAAUUAAAAAAAAAAUAAAAUCAUAAAAUUUAAAAAAAAUUUAAGGAAUAUCGGGAAGAAACAAGAAAACAGAAAAUGAAUGCAAUGAAAAUAUGAAAGUAAAAAAAAUUACAAGACAACUUCAUAAAAACUCAACAAUAACAAAAAAAAAAUAUUUAAUAAAAGUUCCGGUUUAGACAAGGAAAUUUUUCAAAUCCUUUUUUAAAACUGGAAAUCUUAAUAGUUCAAUAUAAACGGUUAUAAAAUAUGACGAUUGAGGACAGAAGUAAUAAGAAAAAUUCAAAUUCAACAACAACAGCAACAUCGAAUUCUGCUACAACACCUACAACAAUAACAACAGCAACAAAUGUUGUUGGAAAUGAAAUUAAAAAUGAUGUCGGAAAUAAUACCGCCUGGCAUCAACAGAAUAGCCAAUGCAGUAAAGACGAUUCUUCUGGAGAUGAUAACGAUUCACCGGAAACAGCAAAAACAACUGAUCCACUUAAUCCGAAAUUUGUUGGAAAUAAAAAUGAGCGUGUCCUUAUUGUAUCUGUUUCACCGGAACGAAAACGUGAAACAUGGGGUCAAAAAGUUGAAUUUCUUUUAGCUGUUAUUGGAUUUGCUGUUGAUUUGGGGAAUGUUUGGCGUUUUCCUUAUAUUUGUUAUCAAAAUGGUGGCGGUGCGUUUCUUAUACCAUAUUGUAUAAUGUUUUUAUUUGGUGGAUUACCCUUAUUUUAUAUGGAAUUAGCAUUAGGACAAUUUCACAGAUGUGGAUGUUUAAGCAUUUGGAAAAGGAUUUGUCCGGCUUUAAAAGGAAUUGGAUAUGCAAUAUGUCUAAUUGAUGUAUAUAUGGGAAUGUAUUAUAAUACAAUUAUCGGAUGGGCUGUUUAUUAUUUAUUUGCAUCAUUUGGUUCAUCUUUACCAUGGACAUCGUGCCAUAAUAUUUGGAAUACAAAUAGUUGUUUACCAAUUACAGAUUUAAAUUACACAGCAAGCAGUAAUAUUACAAGCCCUGCCAAAGAAUUUUUCGAACGAAAAGUUCUUGAACAAUAUAAAUCAGAUGGUUUAGAUUAUAUGGGACCGAUAAAACCGACAUUGGCAUUAUGCGUUUUUGGUGUUUUUAUUUUAGUUUAUUUUUCAUUGUGGAAAGGAGUUAAAAGUGCUGGUAAAGUUGUAUGGGUAACAGCAUUAGCACCAUAUGUUGUUUUAAUUAUAUUAUUAAUACGUGGUGUAACAUUACCUGGAGCUGAUGUUGGUAUACGUUAUUAUUUAACACCACAAUGGCAUAAAUUAACACAAUCGAGGGUUUGGAUUGAUGCUGCUUCACAAAUUUUCUUUUCAUUGGGUCCUGGUUUUGGAACUUUAUUAGCCCUAUCCAGUUACAAUAAAUUUAAUAACAAUUGCUAUCGUGAUGCUUUAAUAACAAGUAGCAUUAAUUGUUUAACAAGCUUUUUAGCUGGAUUUGUAAUAUUUUCCGUAUUGGGAUAUAUGGCCUAUGUUCAAAAAACUUCAGUUGAUCAAGUUGGUCUUGAAGGACCUGGUUUAGUUUUUAUUGUAUACCCUCAGGCAAUAGCAACAAUGACUGGUUCUGUAUUUUGGUCAAUAAUAUUUUUUUUAAUGUUAAUUACAUUGGGUUUGGAUAGUACAUUUGGUGGAUUAGAAGCUAUGAUAACUGCAUUAUGUGAUGAAUAUCCAAGAGUGCUUGGAAAGAGAAGGGAAGUGUUCGUUUUCUUUUUAUUGAUUGCAAUUUAUUUGUGUGCGCUGCCAACAAUGACUUAUGGUGGUGUUUAUUUAGUUAACUUUUUGAAUGUUUAUGGACCAGGGUUAGCUAUAUUAUUUGUUGUGUUUGUUGAAGCAGCUGGUGUAUUUUGGUUCUAUGGCGUUGAUAAUUUUUGUGCUGAUGUUGAACAAAUGCUUGGUCAUAAACCAUCAAAAUUUUGGAGAAUAUGCUGGACCUAUGUCAGUCCAACAUUUUUAUUGGGAAUAUUUAUAUUUUCUUUACUUGGAUACGAAGAAAUGCUUGGAUUUGAAUAUAAAUAUCCAGAAUGGAGUUUCUCAGUUGGUUGGGCUCUAACUGCAUCAUCAGUCUUAUGUAUUCCAACAUAUAUGGUAUAUAGAUUUUUGAUAAGUAGAGGAACUUUAGCAGAGAGAUUUCAAGAAUCUUUUAAACCAAGUACUCAUUUACAAAUAACACUACCUGGUCAAACAGGCACUGCAGUUUGACAUGACAAUUGCUGUAGUACAAUACAAAAUCAAAAUAAUUUUACAAAGAAAUUACCAUGGACAUU
Molecule: messenger RNA, 2679 nt
Organism: Condylostylus longicornis
Lineage: Eukaryota; Metazoa; Arthropoda; Insecta; Diptera; Dolichopodidae
Product: sodium-dependent serotonin transporter
Exons: 11
Coding region: 659-2614 (651 amino acids)
Biological process (GO): sodium ion transmembrane transport; serotonin uptake
Cellular component (GO): neuron projection; membrane
Molecular function (GO): serotonin:sodium:chloride symporter activity; serotonin binding
Source: RefSeq, a predicted model, not a curated record